Durusdinium trenchii is the source of this 1132-nucleotide messenger RNA. The record is from the annotation of a GenBank genome assembly. Lineage: Eukaryota; Dinophyceae; Suessiales; Symbiodiniaceae.
GAAGUAUUCAGUGGCCCACAGAGUAAUAGCAGUUUUGGAGAUCAAAGCAAUGGAUGGCGCCGUUGGACCCGCCUGUGCCAACUGUGUUUUGGCAAGGACACAUGAAAAUGAACUGGCUGGCCGCGAUCCCAUUGCAAAUACCGAUGGCGAGCAACCAGGUUUACCGAGGCAGAGCAGGACUUUAUUAUGUUGAUUGUAUAUUUGCCGGAGCAUUGUCGGUGGCAAGACCUCGACCCAGCAGAUUUGGAAGAGCUAUGUCAGGUUCGCUAUGGUAGGCAUGACACAAGUGCAGUUCUGCAGACCUGUUCGCAUUGGGAAGUUACAUGCACAAACGUGACAAAGUGACAGGUGCUGGGCGCUGAACCAUCUUGUCCCUUUGGGGCACAAGACCCGGCAGCGGUUCGCGUUUGGUGCGGGUCUGCCAAGAGCGCAGAUGCCGCCAAGGAGGUGGUACUUGUCUGGCAGCAAUGGCGUGCAUUUGUCUAUCUGCAGUCACACUAGGGACGGCGAUAGUGCGCUUGACGAAGCACGCUUGGGCUCGAGCAUUUGCUAUAGCAUUCUCGGUGUGCAUCAGGGACAUGGCCUGGUGCCCCGCUGCUGGCGGUUUUUGUGUUGCCAUUGGCGUUGCUGCCGCGGAAUUGCCUGCUUUGCGACAAGACCUUCAGCAAGCGCAAAGCUUAGCCAUCGUCGUGAACAAACCAUCUCAGGGUGGCGGUGGUGGCUAUGCCAAGGCAUUGGCCCUUUCGAAUCUGAUAGGCUCUGAAAACGAGUGUCUAUACAGACUGCGCUCAAGCCAGCUUCGCGCUUGCGGGAGCUCGGCAAGCGACUACUCGCAGGCCAAAAUUAAAGAGGGCAACGUUUUCCCUGAAGCGGAUGAGGAGGGUCUGGAUGUACCUGGCAGUUGGCCAUGUUGAGCUCAUGCUUGCCAUCGCUUGCCUUUACCUUGAUUGAACCAUGCUGAACAAGUUAGGUCCGAAUUCGCCUCAUUUGGUGCUUAUCUUGGGCUCUGUUGGGCCAAGAUGGGACCCUCUGUUGGGCGAAGAUAGGGCCUAUGUUCAGCAACUUGCUGGAUUUUAGGCCGCUGUCAAAACGUGGAAAAACCAUGAUUCUAGGGUCUAGAGCAAAAACGCCC